AUGGACCGCGGACGAACGAAGACGGCAGUGGAUAAGUUUAGGGCGUAUAUCGAUUAUUGCAAACUUUCCGAAGAUCCCGGACCAUGCCGCGUGUUCUUCCGACGUUACCGAUACGAUUCAGACCAGCAAAAGUGCGUGGAAUUCACUUACGGCGGAUGUCGUGGGAACCGCAACAAUUUCAGGUCAGUGUCGGAUUGCCAAAAAGAAUGCGCAGGAAACUAA
This is a messenger RNA of Dicrocoelium dendriticum, 222 nucleotides long. The record is from the annotation of a GenBank genome assembly. Lineage: Eukaryota; Metazoa; Platyhelminthes; Trematoda; Plagiorchiida; Dicrocoeliidae.